AUGAUUUCCCUCAAAGAUGGCUACCAUGUUGUGGCAGCAACUGUACCCCUAUAUGUUGCCAUGAUGUUAGGUUACAUCUCUGUAAAAUGGUGGAAGAUCUUCACACCACAUCAACGCUCAGGAAUCAACAAGUUUGUGGCCAAAUUUUCAAUCCCACUAUUGUCCUUCCAAAUCAUCUCUAGAAAUAACCCAUACAAGAUGAACAUAAAACUGGUGUGUGCCGAUUUCUUUCAAAAAUUUCUUGCCUUCAUUGUGUUGGCAGUAACUGCAAAAAUCAGAUCUAGAGGAAACCUGAGUUGGAUCAUAACGGGGCUGUCUCUGUCAACACUACCUAACACUUUGAUCCUGGGGAUUCCAAUCCUGAAAGCCAUGUACGGGAAUGAAGCAGCAGUCCUCCUCUCCCAGAUAGUUGUAUUACAAAGCAUAAUUUGGUACAAUCUAUUGUUGUUUCUGUUCGAGAUCAACGUGACAAAUUGUUUGACAUCACAAACAGAAGCCAAUGGUACGUAUGCAACAUUCACAUCUAAUGAUGCAUUGGAGGCUCCACAAGAAGAAGAACCAAAAGAUGGAAGGCAGGAAGCAAAAAUCACAACUUCCAGAAAAACAAAAAUCAUGCCUCUUCUGUUAACAGUGGGAAGGAAGCUCAUAGCCAACCCCAAUACUCAUGCAACUCUACUGGGUAUUAUUUGGGCAAGCAUAAGCUUCAGGUGGGGGGUACAACUGCCAAAAAUUGUUGAUCAAUCAUUAAAAAUAUUGUCUGAUGGAGGCCUUGGAAUGGCAAUGUUCAGCUUAGGUCUUUUCAUGGCAUCACAGGAUAGCAUAAUAGCAUGUGGAACCCGAAUGGCAGCAUUAGCUAUGGCAAUAAAGUUCAUUGCUGGUCCUGCCCUGAUGGCAAUAUCCUCAAUUGCUAUUGGGUUGAGAGGAAAGUUGUUCAGAGUAGCAAUUGUGCAGGCAGCUCUUCCUCAAGGAAUCGUUCCAUUUGUAUUUGCCAAAGAGUACAACAUAGAUCCAGACAUUUUGAGUACCGGGGUAAUCUUUGGCAUGCUCAUCUCCUUGCCUAUAGCAUUGGCCUACUACUUCUUGCUUGCAUUAUAAGUCAAGGCACUUGCAGUGGAUUGUUUAAGUAUUAAUUCUAUCUAGAUUUCUUUGUUUCUAUUAAAUAAGAGCAAUUGUAU
Messenger RNA from Diospyros lotus (date-plum), 1175 nucleotides. RefSeq names its product auxin efflux carrier component 8. Gene Ontology annotation, biological process: auxin export across the plasma membrane; auxin polar transport. Gene Ontology annotation, cellular component: plasma membrane; endoplasmic reticulum. Lineage: Eukaryota; Viridiplantae; Streptophyta; Magnoliopsida; Ericales; Ebenaceae. The transcript is spliced from 6 exons. The record is from RefSeq and is a predicted model, not a curated record. Gene Ontology annotation, molecular function: auxin efflux transmembrane transporter activity. The coding region runs from base 1 to 1095 and encodes 364 amino acids.